Molecule: messenger RNA, 3209 nt
Organism: Epinephelus lanceolatus (giant grouper)
Lineage: Eukaryota; Metazoa; Chordata; Actinopteri; Perciformes; Serranidae
Source: RefSeq, a predicted model, not a curated record
CUUCUAGGGCAGUCUUCUGUUCCUCUCUCAAGGAAAAAGAUAAGUGUAGUUGGCUUAGCGUUUCUUCCAAAGCCAAAUUGAAUGGGCGUGAUCCUUCGGCGGCUGCUAUCUUGGCUGUUUACUUUUCGACUCCUAAGGCGCAGCGCUGUCCUCAUCACGUUACACCCACCCAGAGUGCGCCUCUGUCAGACUGAUCGGAUUGGUCCGAUUGGCGAUUCAGCGGGCUCUGCUCGUCGGAGCCAGAUUCCUGUGCAGUGCAAAUUAGAAUUUGCUAGAGGCGGGGCAUCUGGAUUUCCAGGAGAAGCAUCGCAUUCAGGAACACAUUAGACAGAAGAAACUCGAACUGGACCAAGAAAAACUGACACUUAAGCACCUAAAGGUUCACUUCACUCAUCUACGCUCAAACAUUGUUUCAAUUCUAUAAAGGGUCAGCACUAACACCAGAUGAGGUGUGUGCUAAAUCGUUUUCAUAGAUGGGUAUUAUCUCUUAUUAGCAUGAAUAAUCACUCUGUCCAUCUGUUUGUCCACAAAUGUGCAUAAUUCUUCUUCCUGUGACAUGACAGGCACUGUGGUUAUCAUUUACUGUUUGAUUACACUGACCAGCUGCUGUCAUAUGCACUCAUUCAGUGAAAUCAGAAUAUGAUCUGAGAAAAUGACAGCUGUUGGUGUAAACCUGAACUCCAUUUAAAGAGAUCUUAAUCCACAUGAUAGACCCCUGUGUUGUGUCCUUUAAAAUAAUCAGAAAAAAGCACUGAGAGAGCAGUGGCUCCUACAAGACUCUGCUUCCCACAAUGCAACAGACUCCCCACAGCAGCAGAGCAUUUUGUCUGACCUGCAGCACACCCGAGCACUGCAGCUCAACAUCCACAGGAUAGAGAAGGAGGUGGAGUGUCUGGAGAGAGAGGAGUCUAUGAUUUCUACCAAUGAGAGUUUCAUCCUCAACAGACUGAAGGCUGUGGAGAAAAGUCCAGGGGACAUUAUCAAGGAGGCUCAGGACAGCUUUUUUCCUGAGCCAUUACAGGUCACCACAGUGACCUGUCAUGUCCCAGAAUUCCUCUCUCCAACAGCCAACAAACACCCUGAACCAAGCACACAGAGAAAAACUCUGUUUGCCAUGGAGAUCAAUGUGACUAAAAACCAUCUGACUGGAAAGAGCACAGUUCAUUCAACAGUCCCUCCUGAGGAGAUAAACCAACACGCCGGCCUCAAGGUUUAUGAUGACGGCAGGAAGUGUGUUUAUGCCUUGAAUUCACAAGAGGAGUCACAUGAUCAGAGCUGUGUGUCUGAGCUGUCAGCCAACGAGGUGGAACAGCUGCUGAGAAGCGCCACAAUGCAUCGCCAAGUAAACCAAGCAAACUACCAUCAAAAUCACAUUGGAACAGAGGAGCAUUGUUUUUACAACCACUGCGAUGAGAGAGACAGAGCGGAGGGGUUUGACCUCAGAAAGCAGCAAGGUUAUUAUGGUAACCAUCUCAUCAGAAACAACAUUGCAGAGAAAGAUUGCACUCGCAGGGAAAACUGGCAGAGAAAACCAGAGGCAAACCAUGGCUAUGGUCACCAGGAAAGCCAUUACAGGUGGCAGAAAGGGAGAAAUAAUAACAAAAGCAACCUGAGCGAAGGUCAUCAGCUUGGAAGCCACAAGGGGCUGGGACAUCACUAUGGCAACCAGAAAGAUGGUCAUAGUUUGGACCAGGUGAGAAACUGUCACAGUGUUCAGGAAGACCAGCCUGCUAGCCACCACACCAGCAGCAUCAUCAGAAGCAACAGUCUGCUAAAUGGAGGCAGAGCCAAUGACUGCCCUCCUCCUAGAUCACAUGACCAGGAAGCAGUGUCUCCCUACCAAUCACAGCUCUGUUACACUCCAGCCAAUUAUAUUCCUCUUAGUGAUUAUGUCAGCGUGGAUGAAGAAGAACUUUAUUGCUACAGCCCACUCUCCUAUCACAGCAACCAUGGGAAACCACCCACUGCUCUAUACAGUGGCCCCACCCACUCUGACAGAGUACCCUCCCCCUUCUACGGAGACGAUACCCCUUACACCAUCCUCAAUGCCAUGGAGACCACUGAGCCAAUCACGGCCAUCUUCAUGGGCUUCCAGACAGCGCAGGAUGACAGUGGGCACAGUCAGGAGUUUGAGGGCUCCCUGAAGGCGGAGCUUGUCAUCAUUGAGGACAAUGAAGACAACAUUGACGACAACAGAAUGAAGGGGAAGCAGCGCCACAUCCAGCUUGUAGGAAACAGUUAUCAGACAGGAAGGUCAGCCAAUGGAAACAUGGGACGUGUGGAGGGAGUUGGAGACAGACGUAUGGACAGACGGGUGGGACCAGGUAUCAGAAAGAUCCAGAAAAAACACAAACCCUGCUGCACUGUCUGCUAACGGGACUAACUAAUGCAUGCCCGAGUGUCGAACUCAGUAACCAGCUGUAUCAGUCCGCUAACCUCAUGACUAACUGCAACCAACUGAGCUGCUGUAGCACACGUAUUGUUAACAGAAUUAAUAAUAAAGUUUAUUUGCAUAGCACUUUUCAAGACCAGCAUUUUAAAGUGCUUUAUGACAAACACAUAAAACACAACAAUACAAAAAACACAGUUAAUGUUCAACUGACCGGGCAAGUGUGUAGAAAGAGAGGAAUAAAUUGUUGAACAAUGGAUGAUUUAAAGUUGAUACGUGAAUAAAACCUAAACUAGAGCAGUGCAAGAUUUAGGUGCAACAUCAAGAGUAAUGUACAGUACAAUAAAGCCCCAUUUUUACCAAACACUUUCGGUAUAGUGUCUUUAGAACCAAAAGUAAUCCUUCAGACAUGGUACCCAGACCUUAUGUCUGUUAAGCCUUUACACCGCAAACAGUACUCUUAAAUGUGGGCAGUGUUGUUGUCACUCACUGCUCCGUCCAGCGCUCGCUGUAUUUCCUCAUCACCAGUGACACAGGGAAGUCUGCACCUCAUUUAUUGUCCACAGGACAGGGUCGCAUGCCACCAUUUUCAGAACAAAAUAGAACAGGCUGCAGUGAGAGUCUUUCUCUCUCUCUCUCUCUCUCUCUCUCUCUCUCUCUCGCUCUCUCUCACUCUCUGGGUUUGUGCAUUUAAUCCUUCUCAGGCAAACAUAGGGUUUUAGUGUUGCCAAAGCCCACAGGAACCAUGCUCUGUAACACUUUUUUUUUCCUCCAAUGAGGAUUAGAAUACAUGCAGUUCACAUAAUCCGGUCAAAAUUAA